AUGUCGGCUGGAAUAACCUCGCUCGCGUGGCAUCCGCUUAGGCAUCAAGAACAUCUCUUGGCAUUAGGCUCGGAGUCUGGUAUCGUGGAUGUUUUAGAUACUUCCAAACCGAUCCGGCAUGGCUCCGGGUCUAGGUUAUACGGGCAAUCCAUGGGCUCUAUCGUGUAUCGGGUUGCUUGGGGGCCACCCUUGCUUCCUCGUGCCCGCAGAGAAAAUAUUUCUGGCUCUGACGCUGUCCAAGUGGCUGGUGACGCUGACCUGACCUUCAUAGCAGAUGAGAAGAAAGAUAAAGCAAGUAAAAACUUAUUUGUAUACAGUAUUUGCAAGGGGAAGCUAUGGUUUCAUUUUGGUCAUGGGAGACAGCCUUGUGAAGUUGGUUCUAAGCUUCCUGUACCAAACGAAUCCUAUCUUGACUCUAGCACUUUGCUUUCAGAUGUAGCAUUUCGUUUCGCCUCUCCUUCCUCCGAUCCUAUUUCGUCAAGCUUUUCCUGCAUUUUUUCCGUCGGACUUCUCUCGGGGGACGUGGACAUCUUUGCGCUUUCUCGCAAUGAAUCCGAUCAAGAUUAUUUCCAUUGCCACUAUGUCUGCCGUGUGAAAAUUCAUAAUAAGUGCAUAAAUAGCCUAGUCUGGUCCCCAGAUCCCUCUUAUUGGUUAGCAAUAGGAUCAAAUGAGAUUUUUAUCACAAUUACAGACCUGAAAUCAGUUUUGCUUCUUGCUUCUGGAAGCCAUGAAAAGCUGGGGCACCGUAUUACGCCCGAGCUGACAAGCCACCUGCUCCGUAUUGAAGGUCAUUCUAACAGAAUCACGUCACUCGACUGGUCACCGUUUUCUCCCGGACUGCUCCUAUCUGUGUCCUAUGAUGGAACUGCCAAUGUGUGGCAGAUUUCCCCUCGUUCUGAUUCCGCAUCUGCUCCCUCUGGCCAAGAAGCGCCCGUCCUUUAUAACAUGACUCCUCUUGCCAACUUUCGAGGACACCGAUUGCGUCUUUAUGCUGGCCUUUGGAGCCGCCAGGAACCGGACCUGGUGAUUACGGGCGGAGAGUGCUCCUCUAUCUUUUCCUGGAGGCCCUCGUUGCAGGCUGCUUUUCAGCAGCCUCCAUCUUCGCGUCGGUUCCGGCCGCCCUUGGCGCCCAAAGUGGUCGAAGUCGACAGCUCGAACGUCACAUCUCUAUCUUCUCACGACUCUGAUUCUGUGGUUAUAAAGAGUGGAAUCAGCUUACUAACACCUGAUUCUGGAAAAACAGGUGAAACCUAUGAAACGAACGGGUCAUAUUCUGUUUCGGGUCCCGGUGAGCUGACAAAAAAGCACGAAUCAGCCGGCUUCACGAUAGCCCAAAUAUGUAAUGAAGACAUCAGCCUUUCUGGCCGCGCUAGAAAGGAGAAAGCCAGACAUGGUGGUUUGAUGAGAAGAAUGGCUGGAGAGGGCAGAGAUGCUGGUGGAUUCAUCCGACGUCCCUCACUCUUUCCUUCGUUAUUUGGAGGGCCAGGAGUUUGUACUUCACCGGAGCCUACUAACUCUUGCCUAGACUUCUCAUGCAUCCCACCAGUCCAACUCAACUCUCGUCUUCAGACUGCACUGAUGCUUACUCGCCAUAUGGCAUCCCUAGAAAAGUUCGAACCUGGCCAGUCAGGGGGGCUCGGGCCUGAAACCGCCUCUCCGCCUAGUUUGAUGGCGGCAUUGGUUUAUGGCGUUCCGGACGACUAUCCGUCGCGCCGAAUGCAUCUCGUCCGACUAGUCGAGGCGGAAGCCAAUCGACAUUUGGCUGUAUUCACUGAAGCCGAGGAAAAAGCCCAGAUCCGGCAGUCCGGUUCAGCACCAAUGGUUGCUUCUGGGCAUUGGCUUCACUUGGAGGCAUAUUUCUUCCUUCUUAUUUGGCUCGGUCGGGCGACAUUAGUUGCUCAGUCGGCAAAGCUAUACGGCUAUUUUCCCUACUGGCUUCUUUGGGCUUUGCAGAUGGCUGUGAGCCCACCGAUGCCUAUCCAGGCGCUUGAUGACGAGAUCGACCUACUUGUUGAGAAGGUGGGUGCCAAAAUCUUCCGCGCAACCUGCUCCGUUUCUUGCCUCCUGCUUUUUUUGGAUGGCAUCACUUCUUGA
Protopolystoma xenopodis is the source of this 2094-nucleotide messenger RNA. The record is from the annotation of a GenBank genome assembly. NCBI's taxonomy places the organism in Eukaryota, Metazoa, Platyhelminthes, Monogenea, Polystomatidea, Polystomatidae.